UUUAAAAGGUCUACCUGACUCAUUUACGCCUUUUAGAAUCCAUGUGACACAAAGUGAUGACGACAUGACUUUUUCAGAAUUUAAAAGUAAACUGAGAAGUUAUGAAGAAACUGAAAAACUGCGUGUGGACACUGCCACAGAGGACAAUGUGAUGGCAGCACGGAUGAAUCAGAGGGUCAAGCACCUGAAGCCGAAAUAUGUUCAACCAAGCAUGCACGAGCGGAGCGCUGAUAGUAAAGACUUUAUUUGUUUUAAAUGCGGUAAAAAGGGACACAAAGCUAAUGUAUGUGACCGCAAAAAGUGGUGUAGGCAUUGCAAGACCACCACGCACCAGACUGAAGUGUGCAGAAAGAAACACAGAGAUGAUGAAGCACGGAAAGCUGCUGAUGACUACGAGGGAAAGGAAUACGCAUUCCGACUACAAGACGCUGACGGCGAGAUGGACGAAACCAGAACCAGGAAUCUGAUGGUGGACACAGGAGCAACGUCCCACAUUAUCACGGAUCCAGAGAGGUUCAGGAGGUUCGACGAGGACUUCGAGCCGAGGUCGCAUUACAUCGAGCUGGCAGACGGAACCCGGAGCAGAGGAGUGGCUGAACGGAGAGGAGAGGCUGUGGUAACCUUGAUCGACAGCAGAGGGGUCCAACACAAGGUGGUGCUAAAGAGAGCACUAUACAUCCCUUCAUAUCCACAAGACAUUUUCUCUGUGAAGGCAGCUACUACCAAUGGAGCAACGGUCAUCUUCAAGCGAGGUAAUAAUGUACUGAGACAUUCUGAUGGAACGAGAUUCCCCAUCAAGGAGUACAACAGACUAUUCUAUCUACGAACUAACAACACUGGACCACAGUCAAGCAUGUAUUGAGAUACCUCAAAGGCACACAAGAGAAGAAACUAUGCUACCAGAAAUGUGGAGGUGAAAAGCUAGGACUACGUGCUUACAGUGACGCAGAUUGGGCUUCAGAUGCAAAAGAUCGUAAGAGUAUGACAGGUUAUUGCAUCAGCCUAUCAGAGAAGGGACCACCUAUAUCCUGGAAAACCAAAAAGCAGUCUACAAUUGCUUUGUCUACGUGUGAAGCGGAGUACAUGUCUCUAGCAGCCACUGUUCAGGAAUGUUUAUAUUUGAUGCAACUUCUUGAGCACAUGGACAGUUAUGAAUAUGGACAACCAAAGGUGU
Molecule: messenger RNA, 1174 nt
Organism: Nothobranchius furzeri (turquoise killifish)
Lineage: Eukaryota; Metazoa; Chordata; Actinopteri; Cyprinodontiformes; Nothobranchiidae
Source: RefSeq, a predicted model, not a curated record